This is a messenger RNA of Hypanus sabinus (Atlantic stingray), 2438 nucleotides long. RefSeq names its product oocyte zinc finger protein XlCOF6-like. NCBI's taxonomy places the organism in Eukaryota, Metazoa, Chordata, Chondrichthyes, Myliobatiformes, Dasyatidae. The transcript has 3 exons. Gene Ontology annotation, biological process: regulation of transcription by RNA polymerase II. Bases 504 to 2438 code for a protein of 644 amino acids. The record is from RefSeq and is a predicted model, not a curated record. Gene Ontology annotation, molecular function: DNA-binding transcription factor activity, RNA polymerase II-specific; RNA polymerase II cis-regulatory region sequence-specific DNA binding.
GAGAAACCCUUUUGACUCAGGGUUUCCAUUGAUUCAGUCGGGAACAAGUCUGGUUAAAUAUGACAAGGAAUUUGUCUAUGGGAAUCUCAAACACAACACGCCAGUUUUGCUGUCUCUGUCCAGAUAUUUAAGAAGAGGAGCAAGGGAUUCACUCGGUCAUUUCAACUGAAGGUACAUCAGCAAGUUCACACUGGACAAGGCCAUUCACCUGUUGUAAGUGUGAGAAGGGAUCCAGUCAGUUAUCCCACUUGUGGACACACCAGUCAGGUCACACUGGGCAGAGGCUGGUCAUUUGCUGAAUUUGUGGGGAAUGGUUCACUCGAUCAUCUAACCGAAUGGCACACCAGCAUGUUCACACUGGAGAAAUGCCGUUCACCUGCUCAGACUGUGGGAAGGGAUUCACAAAAUCAUCUCAACUACUGAGACACCAGUCAGUUCACACUGGGCUGAGGCUGGUCAUUUGCUGAAUUUGUGGGGAAUGAUUCACUCGAUCAUCUAACCAAAUGGCACACCAGCAUGUUCACACUGGCGAGCGGCCGUUCACCUGCUCAGACUGUGGGAAGGCAUUCACUAUAUCAUCUCACCUACUGAGACACCAGUCAGUUCACACUGGCGAGCGGCCGUUCACCUGCUCAGACUGUGGGAAGGGAUUCACUUGCUCAUCUAACCUGAAGGAACACCAGAGAGUUCACACUGGAGAGAGGCCAUUCACCUGCUCAGACUGUGGGAAGGGAUUCACUUCUUUGUCCCAACUGAAGGUACAUCAGCGAGUUCACAGUGGAGAGAGGCCGUUCACCUGCUCAGACUGUGGGAAGGGAUUCACUUCUUCAUCCCAUCUGAAGGUACAUCAGCGAGUUCACACUGGAGAGAGGCCGUUCACCUGCUCAGACUGUGGGAAGGGAUUCACUUGCUCAUCUAAACUGAAGAUACAUCAGCGUGUUCACACCGGGGAGAGGCCGUUCACCUGCUCAGAAUGUGGGAAGGGAUUCACUUGCUCAUCUAAACUGAAGGUACAUCAGAGAGUUCACACCGGGGACUGGCCGUUCACCUGCUCAGACUGUGGGAAGGUAUUCACUUCUUCGUCCCAACUGAAGGUACAUCAGCGAGUUCACACUGGGGAGAGGCCGUUCACCUGCUCGGACUGUGGGAAGGGAUUCACUUACUCGUCCCAACUGAAGGUACAUCAGCGAGUUCACACUGGAGACAGGCCAUUCACCUGCUCAGUCUGUGGGAAGGGAUUCACUCGGUCAUCCACCCUAAUGGCACACCAGCGGGUUCACACAGGGGAGCAGCCGUUCACCUGCUCAGAAUGUGGGAAGGGAUUCACUUGCUCAUCUAAACUGAAUGAACAUCAGCGAGUUCACACUGGAGAGAGGCCAUUCACCUGCUCAGUGUGUGGGAAGGGAUUCACUAAAUCAUCCUACCUACUGAUCCACCAGUCAGUUCACAAUGGCGAGUGGCCGUUCACCUGCUCAGACUGUGGGAAGGGAUUCACUCAGUCAUCUAACCUGAAGGAACAUCAGAGAGUUCACACUGGGGAGUGGCCAUUCACCUGCUCUGAAUGUGGGAAGGGAUUCAUUAAAUCAUCCCACCUACAGUUGCACAGGUCUGUUCACACCGGGGCGAGGCCGUUCACCUGCUCAGACUGUGGGAAGGGAUUCACUUGCUCAUCUAAACUGAAGAUACAUCAGCGUGUUCACACCGGGGAGAGGCCAUUCACCUGCUCAGUGUGUGGGAAGGGAUUCACUCGGUCAUCUGAACUGAAGGUACAUCGGCGAGUUCACACUGGGGAGAGGCCAUUCACCUGCUCAGAGUGUGGGAAGGGAUUCACUAAAUCAUCUCACCUACUGAGACACCAGUCAGUUCACAGUGGCGAGCGGCCGUUCACCUGCUCAGACUGUGGGAAGGGAUUCACUUGCUCAUCUAAACUGAAGGAACAUCAGAGAGUUCACACCGGGGUCUGGCCGUUCACCUGCUCAGACUGUGGGAACGGAUUCACUUCUUCGUCCCAACUGAAGGUACAUCAGCGAGUUCACACUGGAGAGAGGCCAUUCACCUGCUCAGACUUAGGGAAGGGAUUCACUUGCUCAUCUGAACUGAAGGUACAUCAGCGAGUUCACACUGGGGAGAGGCCGUUCACCUGCUCAAACUGUGGGAAGGGAUUCACUAAAUCAUCUAACCUCCUGAGCCACCAUGUUAACGGCACUGAACACAUUAAAAUAAGGCAGGGACAGGCUCUGGACGCCAUCGACUCAGUAAAAGGCUUCUCGCGGGAUGUGGAAGACGGGGAGGCCUCCAGAGUUCCUGAUGACGACACCUGCCGGAAGUGCUCACACCUGCAGCGUGUAACAAUCCGCCCUGGGGUGCUGGAGUUGAAUCUGGAUGAACUCCGGUUCAUUCAGAGCCACGGACCUGAUGGACCUGAAUAUAUAGAGUGA